Osmerus eperlanus (European smelt) is the source of this 5526-nucleotide messenger RNA. RefSeq names its product inactive phospholipase C-like protein 2. The transcript has 7 exons. Gene Ontology annotation, biological process: release of sequestered calcium ion into cytosol; lipid metabolic process; phosphatidylinositol-mediated signaling. The record is from RefSeq and is a predicted model, not a curated record. NCBI's taxonomy places the organism in Eukaryota, Metazoa, Chordata, Actinopteri, Osmeriformes, Osmeridae. Bases 373 to 3711 code for a protein of 1112 amino acids. Gene Ontology annotation, molecular function: phosphatidylinositol-4,5-bisphosphate phospholipase C activity.
GGUACAGUACUAGUGGUACUGGUGAAUGGUAAUAGCUAGCUCUAGCCAAGAGCUAGGUUGUGUGUGAUGAUGCACAAAUCAUGCUUCGGGAACAGCAUUUGUUUAACUUGUUGAAGAGGGGAAUGCUCGUACUGGGUGUUAAAGAAGAUGAAUGAAGAUAUGUAGGACAAUACAUGAAUUGCCAAGCAGAGCACCAACCAUGGAAGACUCGUCACUGUUAGGUGUCCUGUAAAUUGUGAAAGAUUUUUUGGAACGUGCAGAUAUUUUAACGAGGUAAUACGUUCGCAAGGAAAUUGGAAGAAAAACAUUGCAACAGAAACGCCUGUCCAACAGCUGACCGCUCCUUGCUAGGUUUGUGUGCGUGAAGUGCCUAUGGCGGAGUUCGGAGAGAACAGCGGCUCGUCUCCAUCAAAUUCUGGGGAUACGACGACAGUGCCCAGUGAUGAGACAGCUGGGAAGACGCAGUGCGAAGGAUCGGUGUUGAACGGGGACUGUGGGAUAACGCCAGACAUGGUUGUCUCUGGAUUCAUCUUCCUCCCUGACAGCCAGGGACAGGAAACGGCUAACAAUACUUCAUUGGCAUUGGAUGCCAAAUCUGGAAUACCUCGCAGGAGCAGCAUUAUAAAGGAUGGCUCAAGACAGCGCAAAGAGAGGAAGAAGACUGUGUCGUUCAGUAGCAUGCCAACGGAAAAGAAGAUCAGUAGUGCAAGUGACUGCAUCAAUGCCAUGGUGGACGGAUCUGAACUGAAGAAGGUUCGCUCAAACUCCCGUGUUUAUCAUCGAUACUUCCUCUUGGACGCAGACAUGCAGUCUCUCAGGUGGGAGCCUUCCAAAAAGGAGUCAGACAAAGCCAAAAUUGAUGUUAAGUCCAUUAAGGAGGUGCGGACAGGGAAGAACACAGACACUUUUAGAACCAAUGGAAUUAAUGAUCAAAUAUCGGAAGACUGUGCUUUCUCAAUCAUCUACGGGGAGAACUAUGAAUCUUUGGACUUGGUGGCAAAUUCAGCUGAUAUAGCUAACAUAUGGGUGACUGGGCUUAGAUACUUGAAAUCGUAUGGAAAACUUACUCUGAAUAUGAUUGAAAGCAGCCAGAAUAACAUGCGCUCAUCAUGGAUAGGUGAACUCUUUGAUGAGGCUGUGAUCAACAAUACCAAGCACAUCAGUUUGUGUGAUGCUGUACAACUAAUCAAAAACCUUAACCCUGGACUUAAAAAUGUUAAGAUAGAACUCAAAUUCAAGGAGCUCCACAAAGCGAAAGAUAAGAUGGGUUGUGACGUGAGUAAAGAAGAAUUCAUUGAAGUCUUUCAUGACCUUUGUACAAGACCAGAAAUUUACUUCCUUCUUGUCCAGUUCUCAAGCAAUAAGGAAUUUCUGGACACCAAGGACUUAAUGAUGUUUCUGGAGGCUGAGCAGGGUAUGGCACAGGUUAGUGAAGACACAAGUCUGGAAGUCAUUCAAAACUAUGAACCUUCUAAAGAAGGUCAGAUGAAGGGCUGGCUUUCACUUGAUGGGUUAACAAAUUACCUAAUGUCUCAGGAGUGCCAUAUCUUUGACCCAGAACAAAAAACUGUCUGCCAGGACAUGAACCAGCCUCUAUCCCACUAUUACAUCAAUGCCUCCCACAACACGUACCUAAUUGAAGAUCAGUUUCGAGGCCCUUCUGACAUCACCGGGUACAUCAGAGCACUCAAGAUGGGCUGUCGUAGUGUCGAUCUAGAUGUAUGGGAUGGACCAGACAAUGAACCUGUCAUUUACACUGGCCAUACAAUGACCUCGCAAAUAGUCUUCCGCAGUGUCAUUGACAUCAUUAACAAAUAUGCCUUUGUGGCAUCUGACUUCCCCCUAAUAUUAUGUCUGGAAAACCAUUGUUCAUUAAAGCAGCAAAAGGUCAUGUUUCAGCAUCUGAAAAAGAUACUUGGGGAUAGGAUACACUUGAAUCCCCCCAAACCAGAGGAUAGCUACCUUCCCUCACCCAGUGACUUGAAGGGUAAAAUCUUGUUAAAGGGGAAGAGGCUCGGCGCAAACUGCACAAGCUCAGAAGGUGAGGUAACAGAUGAGGAUGAAGGUGCUGAGAUGUCCCAAAGAAUGAACAUAGAGCCUGGAGAACUACAGAGUGUUGCGCCUAAGAAGUUCCAACUCUCAAAGGACCUCUCUGACCUCGUAACCUUGUGUAAAUCAACUGAGUUCAAAGACUUUCCAACGUCCUUUCACAGCCAGAAGCACUGGGAGCUUUGCUCUUUUAAUGAAGUCUUUGCCAGUCGAUGUGCCAGCGACUUCCCUGGAGACUUUGUAAACUACAACAAGAAGUUUUUGGCACGAGUGUACCCCAGCCCAAUGCGAAUUGACUCCAGUAAUAUGAACCCUCAGGACUUCUGGAAGUGUGGUUGCCAAAUUGUGGCAAUGAACUACCAGACACCAGGUCUGAUGAUGGACUUAAAUAUUGGCUGGUUCCGUCAGAAUGGGAAUUGUGGUUAUGUUCUGAGGCCAGCCAUCAUGAGGGAACAGGUGUCUUACUUUAGUGCCAACACUAAAGAUUCAGUGCCUGGUGUCUCUCCACAGUUAUUGCACAUUAAGAUUAUUAGUGGACAAAACUUUCCCAAACCCAAAGGCUCAGGCGCUAAAGGGGACGUUGUCGAUCCUUACAUUUACGUGGAGAUCCAUGGUAUACCGGCCGAUUGUGCUGAGCAAAGAACUAAAACAGUCAAUCAGAAUGGGGAAAACCCACUCUUUGAUGAAAGUUUUGAGUUCCAGAUUAACCUCCCUGAGCUGGCCAUGGUGCGCUUUGUGGUUCUGGAUGAUGACUACAUUGGCGAUGAGUUCAUUGGCCAAUACACAAUUCCCUUUGAGUGUCUACAGCCAGGAUUCCGGCAUAUUCCACUUCAAUCCCUCACAGGUGAGGUUUUGCCUCAUGCCUGGCUUUUUGUCCAUGUGGCCAUCACGAACAGAAGGGGAGGGGGUAAGCCUCACAAGAGAGGGCUGUCUGUGCGCAAGGGCAAGCAGAGUCGGGAAUACGCCACCAUGAGGGUCUUGACGAUCAAGCCUGUUGAUGAUGUAUUCAAGACAGCUACUCUGCCACUCAAAGAGGCAACUGACCUCAGAGAAAACAUGCAGAAUGCCAUAGUGCCCUUCAAAGAGCUGUGUGGCCUUUCAGCUGUGGCUAACUUGAAGCAGUGCAUCUUGGCCCUAACUUCUCGACUGACUGGGGCAGACAACAACCGAUUACUAGUAUUCAACCUGAAGGAGCAGUACCCCAUCUUAGAGCCCCAAGGACUGCUACCCGAUGUCCUCAAGAAGGUGGUCAACGUCUAUGACACUGUGAUCCAGACCAGUAAGACACUGCUGGAACAUUCAGAUGGGGUCUAUGAGAGAAUACUGCAAACCCAAAAAGCAGCGAUGGAAUUUCAUGAGAACCUUCACGACUUGGCCGUAAAGGAGGGCUUGAAGGGCCGGAAGCUGCACAAGGCUGUGGAGAGCUUCACCUGGAACAUCACAAUUCUCAAGGGCCAAGCAGACCUGCUAAAGCAUGCCAGAGGCGAGGUCCAGGAAAACCUCAAGCAGAUCCACUAUGCCGCACUCACCAGUGAACUGUGCAAGGAUAACUCGGCGCAGGUGGCCUCGGUAGGCUCGGAGUCCACCCGCGGCCGCCGGAGCCUGGAGGCCAUCCCUGAGAAGGACACUGGACUGCAGGAACUCUCUGAUGAAGACGUCUAAUGACUCCCUUUCACUCCUGAUGCACCCCUGCAUCAGUGGUUUACACAUGUUCCCCAUGUCUGUCCAGGCCAAAUAGGAUUCUACCGAGCCUUAACCCAGUUUUACACGGAUCAUACACCCAUUAUAUCCUUUCCUAAUCUAGUAGCACAAACAUCUUUUUUAUGUAGUUCUCAAUCUCUCUAACCUAAGCACAAAUAAAAGUGUUUUCCAAAUCCAAGUUAAGUGCCAAAAUCAAACUUAGUGUUCUGAAGCUGCGCAAAGUCUCAUAAAACCCCUUGUCUUGGUUGUUUCCCCAAACUGUGCAACCAUUUACACACUCUUUACCAAUCCUGAUGGUAACCAGUCUGACCAUUUAGUACUUUCUAGGUAAACUGGGGAGCAUGUGUACUUGCAGCCAGGGGACAGUCUCAGUUGUGACAAACUUUGGAGAGACAGUGGACUUAUAUACUGUGGACCUAGGUCAGCUCUUAGAGUAGAAGCACUGAUUGGUCCAAGGAUUUAUAAAGCACAAAAUAAGGGUUUCUGAUCUUUCAGAAACUGGAGCUGUGAAUGUGAACAUGGGAACAGGAAUUGAGAGGAAACCGAAGAGAGAGCUGUUUACAAUAACAAACUUGUUCUUGUCUGCCAAAGUAUGUAUGUGUGCAUAUGGAUUUUGGUUACUUUGUUUUGCGAUGUGCAUCCUUCAUGACUUGCAUAUACAAUAUUUUGUAUACAAAUGUAAAAGGUUGUCCAUGAAAAUAUACAAUUGCAUUUGUCUAUAACAGAUUUGAUUUGAUUGGGGUGGUAGCUCAAUCACCAGUUUGAGAGUUUCUAUGUGGACACGUUCAGAGCAGUAAGAUAAUUUAAGCCUCGGGUUUAUGGUCCAAGGUUGGCAAUCUGGUUCUCAUAAAUAUAACCUAAAUCUGAAAGGAAAAAUAACCAUAAACAUUGUGAUUAUGAUGUCAGGAAUUUUGACUGUGGCAGCCAUGGUGGCCAAUGUAUGAUGAUGAAACAUAAUUGUGCCUCAAGCACAACUCUAUUAACAGAAGGAGGGGAAGAGAGAAAGAAAGAACUGCCUGAAGAUCUGUCGCACCUUUCUCCACAUGUUGCUUAUAGUUCAGUUAUAUUUUAUUUGACUGUCCUCUGUAUGUGAUUUGCAUUUAGAAAAUAGUAAAGUCACAAUGUACUGAAAUUACAUUAUUUCCUGUGGUUUAAUUUCCUCAGAAUCACUAACUGUUACCAAAACAUUUGAAAUACACAUUGCUUUGCAAAAGUGUUCACCCAAUUUCUUUUAUUUUUACCGACUUCAAUCAUCAACCUACUAAAAAAUAGGCAAUUUUCUAUUUUAUUAGAUACUGUAUAGACAUGGUUAAAAAGUAGUUAAAAGUUGUAUUAAUCUAUCUUAUUAAUAACAAAUAUAAUACACAAACAUACCGUAUGUUUUUGGAGAUUGGUAGGAGAAUGAUUACUGAGGCAAUAAGGUUCAAAAGGUAAAUUGUUUAAAAGAGGGUGAAUACUUUUGCAGGGCACUAUAAAUAGUAGCUGACACAGGACUGUGAAGUUACACCAAAUACAUGCUGCUUGUUUUCUCCACAGAGCUGAGACAAUGUUUCACCCUGGUAAACUACUGUACCACCACCACCUCUGAAUCUCCCAUUUCACCACCAGUGUUUUAACUGGACACUUGCUGGGACUUCCAUUGUUGAUGAACGUCAGUGCUGUGACAGUUGUUGUAUUUAGAACUGUUGUUAAACCAUUUUUACCCAGGGAAGAAAAAGGUUCCUUUUUGCCUAUCUGUCAAAUCCUCAAAGCCCUCUGAAUAAACUACAUAAGAUA